This is a messenger RNA of Triplophysa dalaica, 1037 nucleotides long. It is a transcript of the gene ropn1l, whose product is annotated as rhophilin associated tail protein 1-like. The coding region runs from base 172 to 879 and encodes 235 amino acids. The transcript is spliced from 7 exons. NCBI's taxonomy places the organism in Eukaryota, Metazoa, Chordata, Actinopteri, Cypriniformes, Nemacheilidae. The record is from RefSeq and is a predicted model, not a curated record.
UAGCAACACUGCGUUGCUAUGAUAAACAGAGAUGUAAGUCGACUUUUCCCGGGUAGAUAACACAUUUUUUUCUUAAUAAUUUAUAUCGCUUUUAUAUUAAAAUGGAGUAACUUAUAGAACUGAGGUAUAGUGUUGCAAGAACAUAAAGUGGUUAGACCCUGAGGUUAAACUAUGGUAAUACAAAUAUUUGCCAUUAUUUUAAAAGGAACCAAAGUGAUGCCUCCUCCUGAAACAAUGUACUGCGCCCAGCAGAUCUACAUACCCCCAGAUCUGCCCAAUAUUUUAAAGCAGUUCACUAAAGCUGCUAUUAGAACGCAGCCACAUGAUGUUCUGCAAUGGGCAGUUGCCUAUUUCUCAGCACUGUCAAACGCUGAGCCUCUCCCAGUUAAGCAGAGGCUAGAAAUACCAGGGGCAACACAGAAAACAGACACAGGACUUACCCCAAAUCUUCUGAAGAACCUUCAUCAACAGUUUGCAUCUAAAGAAUUCAUCACAAAAGAGGAGCUUGUUAGAAAGUGGAAAGGCCUGAGCUUGCCUAUUGAACAUCUUGACACAAUCCUUGCACUUGGUAAAUUCAGUGAAACUGUCAAUUGGAUGCAGUUUUUUGCCUUAGCAUGCAGUGCUUUGGGAGGGACCAUCAUGACCGCCUUGAAGCAUGCAUGUGAGAUAUUGACAGAGGACCCUGAGGGGGCAGCGGCCCAGAUUCCAUUCAGCACAUUUCAGAGUCUGUACACAUACCUGGCCCAUCUGGAUGGAGAGAUUCCAGAAGAACAGAUUGACAGCUUCUUGCAAAGCCUACAGGAGUAUGCAGAUCAACAAGGAGGGAUGGUGCAACCUUCACAUUUUACAGGCGCGUGUAACACUGUGAAGCCUAAAUAGAGUCCAGGACAGAUGGCAUUCAUAUGCCAACGACAUUCUUGUUGAUGCCUAUAGUACAUGCUCGCACGCUGUAAAAUACUCUGUAUUGAUAAUGUGUUCUGCCUGCUUCAUUCUGUCUAUCGACGUGAUUUAAACCUUAAUAAAUCUUCCAAAUCUCA